Syzygium oleosum is the source of this 2359-nucleotide messenger RNA. RefSeq lists its product as uncharacterized. The coding region runs from base 114 to 2033 and encodes 639 amino acids. The transcript has 17 exons. Gene Ontology annotation, molecular function: 5'-nucleotidase activity. NCBI's taxonomy places the organism in Eukaryota, Viridiplantae, Streptophyta, Magnoliopsida, Myrtales, Myrtaceae. The record is from RefSeq and is a predicted model, not a curated record.
CUCUCGCACCGUCGUCGUCGCUGUCGUCGUCGUCGUGCUCUUCUCACUUCCUCUCUCUCUCUCUCUCUCUCUCUCUUUCUCCGACUUUUCGCCGCGACCCAUCUUUCAAGAAAAUGCGUGCCGCGCCAUCCCCGCCGGAGCUCUCCUUCGGGUUCUCUCGUCACGGCGAGACCACCCAUGUCUCCAUGGCCUCUCGCUCCGUCAAGAACCGUGGCGUCCUCGCGCUGAGACCCAGUUUCGCUCGGGGCUUCGGCGUCGGCGUGAACCUGCUCAAGUGCCGGUGCGGCGGGAGCGUGAGCGAGAAGCCCGCCGCCGCCGGGGGCGGGGGCGGCGGUGGCGGUGGGGAAGUGUUCUACGCGACGUCGUCGAGCAAGUGCGACGUCGACUACCUCGGGGAGAGCACGAAGGGCGAUUUGAACGUGAAAAGGGAGCACCUUGAGGCUUUCGGAGUUGAUGGUCAGGUCACAUUAGAAGGCCCAAUUGAGGAAGUGGCCAAAAUGGAAGCUGAUGAAGCUGAGGAUCUAUUAAGAAAAUUGGGUAUUCCUAGUCCUUUUCUGUGUAGAUAUUCUCCUCGUGGAAUAUUUUGUACCCGUACAUUGAAUCUUCGAUCUAUAAGUGCCAUUGGCUACGACAUGGACUACACUUUGAUGCACUACAAUGUGAUGGCAUGGGAAGGGCGUGCUUACGAUUACUGCAUGGAGAAUUUGAAGAACAUGGGUUUUCCUGUCGAUGGACUAUCAUUUGACCCGGACUUGGUAAUCAGAGGUCUGGUCAUAGACAAAGAACGUGGUAAUUUGGUUAAGGCUGAUCGGUUUGGUUACGUGAAGAGGGCCAUGCAUGGCACACAGAUGUUAUCUACCCGAGCUGUGAGUGAGAUUUACGGGAGGGAACUGGUGGAUUUGCGGAAAGAAAGUCGAUGGGAGUUCCUCAAUACGCUUUUCUCCGUCUCAGAAGCUGUGGCUUAUAUGCAAAUGGUUGAUAGAUUGGAUGAUGGAUCUGUAGCAGCAGAAGUUGGUACGCUCGACUAUAAGGGGCUUUUCAAGGCCGUUGGAAAGGCUCUCUUCAGGGCUCAUGUGGAAGGUCAGCUGAAGAGUGAGAUAAUGUCUAAGCCUGAACUGUUUGUGGAGCCUGAUCCGGAGCUACCUCUAGCCCUGUUGGAUCAGAAGGAGGCGGGUAAAAAGCUUCUGCUUAUCACCAACUCAGAUUUUCAUUACACAGACAAAAUGAUGAAGCAUUCCUUCAACAGAUUUCUCCCUAAUGAUAUGGACUGGCGUGAUCUAUUCGACAUUGUUAUUGUUUCAGCAAGGAAGCCUGAGUUUUUCCAGAUGUCACAUCCAAUGUACGAAGUGGUCACUGGUGAGGGUCUUAUGCGUCCUUGUUUCAAGGCUCAUACAGGGGGCUUGUAUUCCGGGGGUAGUGCUCAAAUGAUAGAGAAUUCUCUCGGUAUACAUGGCGAUGAAAUAUUAUAUGUGGGUGACCAUAUAUACACGGAUGUCAGUCAGUCCAAAGUUCAUUUACGAUGGAGAACGGCAUUAAUCUGUCGAGAAUUGGAGGAGGAGUAUAAAGCUUUAAUUCAAAGCCAAGAUCACAGAGCCACGUUGAUAGACUUCAUAAACCAAAAAGAGGUGGUUGGGGAUCUCUUUAACCAGCUUCGGCUCGCUUCACAGAGGCGAAAUAAAGGGCGUCCAGCGCAGACACUAGCUGCGACAAGCAUGGAGGAUCAGGAACUCACUGAAAGCAUGCAGAAGUUACUGAUUGUCAUGCAAAGACUAGACGGGAAAAUAGCACCGUUAUUAGAAACAGAUGGCGAGCUUUUCAAUAGAAGGUGGGGCUUUUUGUCGCGAGCAGGUCUAUGGGAUAAAAGCCACUUGAUGAGACAAAUUGAGAAGUAUGCUGAUAUAUACACAUCAAGAGUUUCGAAUUUCCUAAACUACACGCCCUUCAUGUACUUCCGGUCACAGGAACAGUCGCUCGCACACGACUCUUAUUCUCAAAAACAUGGGCCAAUCAAUGGGCUCUUGGUCGAUAACUAAGAUUGAACAUGUCACUGUAGCAUUAUGAUGAAGUCGGAUUCGCGAUAACUUUUAUCAUCAGAAAGGAGUAUCCUCUUAAAGUCGCGGGAGACUCGGACUGCGGCUCAGAGGAGUGUGUAUGUGCUUAAGAAUAACAGUAAUUGGUGUGAAUAAUGUACCUUGUACAAUACAGACAAUGGGUGAAUACUACCUCCCGUAGUGCUACUUUGACCGUCUUCAUUUAGGGAAAAAGAAAAUAAGAACUAUGAUAAACAGCAGAUGCUUGUAUCUAGUCUAAACUUUUAUUCAAUCAAUUAUAGUAGAACUUACCCAACUUUUUAUUCAAA